GCGCGCCAUCCGAACGCGGGCGGGCGACGGCACCGGGGACGCCGGGCGGCGGAGGCGCCCGCCGGCAGCCGAGCCCCACUUUGGCCACUCCUGCACCUGGAUGGGAAGUUGGGGACGAUGGCCCGGCUCUUGCUGCGGUGGACCGCGCUCUUCUGGCUGACAGCCAUGGUUGAAGGCCUUCAGGUCACUGUGCCCGAAAAGAAGAAGGUGGCCAUGCUCUUCCAGCCCACGGUGCUCCGCUGCCACUUCUCUACGUCCUCCCACCAGCCUGCAGUCGUGCAGUGGAAGUUCAAGUCCUACUGCCAGGAUCGCAUGGGCGAGUCCUUGGGCAUGUCCUCUCCCCGAGCCCAGUCUCUCAGCAAGAGAAACCUGGAAUGGGACCCCUACUUGGACUGUCUAGACAGCAGGAGGACUGUGCGAGUGGUCGCUUCAAAACAGGGCUCGACGGUCACCCUGGGAGAUUUCUACAGGGGCAGAGAGAUCACGAUUGUUCAUGAUGCAGAUCUUCAAAUUGGAAGACUCAUGUGGGGAGAUAGCGGCCUCUAUUACUGUAUUGUCACCACUCCUGACGACCUCGAAGGCAAAAAUGAGGACUCGGUGGAGCUGCUGGUGCUGGGCAGGACAGGGCUGCUUGCUGACCUCUUGCCCAGUUUUGCUGUGGAGAUUAUGCCAGAGUGGGUGUUUGUUGGCCUGGUGAUCCUGGGCAUCUUCCUCUUCUUCGUCCUGGUCGGGAUCUGCUGGUGCCAGUGCUGCCCCCACAGCUGCUGCUGCUACGUCCGCUGCCCGUGCUGCCCGGAGACCUGCUGCUGUCCGCAGGCCUUGUAUGAAGCAGGGAAGGCAGCAAAGGCCGGGUACCCUCCCUCGGUCUCCGGUGUCCCUGGCCCUUACUCCAUCCCCUCUGUCCCCUUGGGAGGAGCCCCCUCAUCCAGCAUGCUGAUGGACAAGCCGCAUCCACCUCCCCUGGCACCAAGUGACCCCACUGGAGGAAGCCACAGUGUUCGUAAAGGGUACCGGAUUCAAGCAGACAAAGAGAGAGACUCCAUGAAGGUGCUGUACUAUGUGGAGAAGGAGCUGGCUCAGUUCGAUCCAGCCAGAAGGAUGAGAGGCAGAUAUAACAACACCAUCUCGGAACUCAGCUCCCUGCAUGAGGAGGACAGCAAUUUCCGCCAGUCUUUCCAUCAGAUGCGGAGCAAGCAGUUCCCUGUGUCUGGGGACUUGGAGAGCAAUCCCGACUACUGGGCAGGUGUCAUGGGCGGCAGCAGCGGAACAAGCCGGGGACCCUCCGCCAUGGAGUACAACAAAGAUGACCAGGACAGCUUCAGGCACAGCCAGCAGCGCUC
This is a messenger RNA of Tupaia belangeri chinensis (Chinese tree shrew), 1340 nucleotides long. It is a transcript of the gene ILDR2, whose product is annotated as immunoglobulin like domain containing receptor 2. Gene Ontology annotation, biological process: pancreas development. Gene Ontology annotation, cellular component: membrane. The record is from RefSeq and is a predicted model, not a curated record. Lineage: Eukaryota; Metazoa; Chordata; Mammalia; Scandentia; Tupaiidae.